ACCAGAUGUCCCCUACCCAAAGCCGGGCAGUUCACGAGGUCUCCAGCAAGCCUCUGAAAUGGCCUGAGAGUGUGGAGCAGUUCUGCAGCUCCCUACGGGACAAGUACCAGGCUGAGCUCGCCGGCCCGGAAGGCAUCCUGGUGGAGGUGGAGCUGGUGAAAGCACGGCUGGAGAGGAGCAGUGGCAAAAACCAGGAGAGGGAGCUGGCCACCCCGGACUGGGCAGAGAGGCAGUUGGCCCGCGGGGGUCUGGCCGAGGUGCUGGGGGCUGCCGGGGACUGCCGGCGGCCGCGGGAGACGCAGGUGAUUGCCGUGCUGGGCAAAGCAGGACAGGGGAAGAGCCGUUGGGCCCGGGAAGUGAGCCGGGCCUGGGCCUGCGGCCAGUUGCCCCAGUAUGACUUCGUCUUCUACUUCCCCUGCCACUGUUUGGACCGCGCCAAAGGGGACACUUACCGCCUGCAGGAUCUGCUCUUCUGCCUGGGCCCCCAGCCACAGCCUGUGGACGAGGAGGUCUUCAGACACAUCUUGAGGCGGCCCGACCGGGUUCUGCUCAUCCUGGACGCCUUCGAGGGGCUUGAAGCCCAAGACGGCCUCCUGCACAGCGCGUGCGGACCCGUGUCCACAGAGCCCCACUCCCUCCGCGGGCUGCUGGCCGGACUCUUCCAGCGGAAGCUGCUUCGAGGCUGCACCCUGCUGCUCACGGCCCGGCCCUGGGGCCGCCUGGCCCAGAGCCUGAGCAAGGCCGACGUCCUGUUCGAGGUGGCCGGCUUCUCAGCCGAGCAGGCCAAGACCUACGUGACGCGCUACUUGGAGCGCGCUGGGGCGACUGCGUGCCGGGAGCGAGCCCUGGCCCUCCUCCGGGGCCAGCCGUUCCUGCUCAGCCUCAGCCACAGCCCCACCGUGUGCCGGGCAGUGUGCCGGCUCUCCGAGGCCCUCCUACAGCUGGGUGACAAGGCUGAGCUGCCCUCCACGCUCACGGGACUCUACGUGGGCCUGCUGGGCCCCGCAACCCGCGACAGCCCCCCGGAGGCCCUGGCAGGACUGGCCAGGCUGGCCUGGGAGCUGGGCCGCAGACACCGGGGCACCCUGCAGGACAGCCAGUUCCCAUCGGCCGCCGUGAGGGCCUGGGCCGUGGCCAAAGGCCUGGUGCAGCCCGUCCCGGGCGCCCCGGACGUGGAGCUGGCCUUCUCCAGCUUCCUCCUGCAGUGCUUCCUGGGGGCCGUGUGGCUGGCCCUGAGCACUGAAAUCAAGGACAAGGAGCUGCCGCAGUACUUGGCGUUGACCCCGAGGAAGAAGAGGCCCUAUGACAACUGGCUGGAGGGUGUGCCGCGCUUCCUGGCUGGCCUGCUUUUCCAGCCUCACGCCGACUGCCUCGGAGCCCUGGCAGGGCCAGCUGCGGCCACCGUGGGGGCCAGGAAGCAGAAGGUGCUCAGUAGGUACCUGAAGGGCCUGCAGCCAGGGACGCUCCGGGCCGGGCGGCUGCUGGAACUGCUGCACUGUGCGCAUGAGGCCGCGGACGCCGCGAUCUGGCAGCACGUGGUGCAGGGGCUUCCAGCCCGCCUCUCCUUCCUGGGCACCCGGCUCACACCCCCCAACACCUACGUGCUGUGCAGUGCCUUGGCGGCGGCCGGCCAAGACUUCUCCCUGGACCUCCGCAGCACUGGCAUUGACCCCGCUGGGCUGGGGAGCCUCGUGGGACUCAGCUGCGUCACCCAUUUCAGGGCUUCGCUGAGUGACAUGGUGGGGCUGUGGGAGUCUCUACAGCAGCGUGGGGAGACCAAGCUGCUCCGGGCAGUGGAGGAGAAGUUCACCAUCGAGCCUUUCAAGGCCAAGUCCCCGAAGGAUGUGGAAGACCUCGGCAACCUCGUGCAGAUCCAGAGGACAAGGAAUUCCUCAGAAGACACAGCUGGAGAGCUCCCUGCUGUCCGGGAUCUAAAGAAGCUGGAGUUUGCGCUGGGCUCUGUCUUAGGCCCCCAGGCUUUUCCCAAACUGGUGAGGAUCCUCGAGGCCUUUUCCUCCCUUCAGCAUCUGGACCUGGACUCGCUGAGUGAGAACAAGAUCGGGGAUGAGGGUGUCGAGCAGUUGUCAGCCACCUUCCCUCGGCUGAGGGCCCUGGAGACUCUCAACUUGUCCCAGAACAGCAUCACCGACGUGGGCGCCUGCAAGCUCGCCGAGGCCCUGCCCUCCCUGGCUGCGUCCCUCCUCAGACUGAGCCUGUACAAUAACAGCAUCUGUGACAUGGGAGCUGAGAGCCUGGCACACGUGCUUCCAGACAUGGUGUCCCUCCGGGUGUUGGACGUCCAGUAUAACAAGUUCACGGCUGCUGGGGCCCAGCAGCUAGCUGCCAGCCUGAGAAAGUGCCCUCAUGUGGAGACACUGGCGAUGUGGAUGCCCACCAUCCCGUUUGGUGUCCAUGAACACCUGCAGCAGCUAGACUCACGGAUCAGCCUGAGAUGAGCUCUGUGAUGCCCGGGAUGAGGUAACCAAGCCCCCUCCUGAAGCUCUCUGACCUCGCCUUCUCCUGACCUCUCACAGCAUGUUCUCUGAGGACGCUGACCACGCUGGACCUUGAACUGGUUAUCUGUGGACACAGUUGUUCUUGGGCCCAUGAGCCAAGCAGCCUGGCGCCCAGCCCUGCCGGCUCAGGGUCGGCCCCCACCCAGCCGCGGGAAGGACCUGCUCUGCGGAUGGACCUGGGCCCGGCUCCAGGCCCCCUGCGGGGCCCAGGUCGAUGGCACCCCCGGCAGAUGGGCUGGGUGCCCGGUGGCCGCUGCAGUCCACCCAGGAGCACUGAGGCAGACCCUGCGGGACGCUCCUGACAGUGGUGACCAGGCCGGAGCGGAGGAGCAGGGCGGCCCCAUCCUUGCGUCCCCAGGUCCCUACUGGCCUGGGGAGAAAGCACUUCUCCACGCUGCUCUGCUAAUAGGGCACGCUUGGUGCUCUGCGGACACCAGCAGCCUGCCCUGCCUGCUCCUUUCCCAAACUGUGACAGGCAGGGAUUCAGUGGCAACUGCUUUGUGUCUGCAGGACUCACUGUUUUUGCACUAACCUGGUUGAGGCCAAAGCUUGGCCUGGUGCAGACACACUGGACUUUAGCUGGAAAGAGCUGACAGUACACUAAUGGAGGGGGGAAGGCCUCUCAGCCUUCAUUUCUUGUGUUGUGUUUCACUACAUUAUAAAGGGCUUGUUAAAUCUCACGGGCAUGUCCACCGUUUGAGUUUAUACCGUGAUUACCGUUUUGGGGCGCCCACUGUUCGGUUAUCGAACGCAUCACAAACUCCCCCCAAGAUGCAGUGACUUAAAACGACUUUAUUCUGCUCCCAGGCCGGUCAUGUGGGCUGGGCUCGGUGGGCAUGCCAGGUCUCUGCCCCACUCUGCGUCAGUGGGGGCGGCGUGAAGUCUCGGGGACUCCAUGCCGGCUGGGGGCCUGGAGCCUUGGUUCCUCUAAGGAACCGACAACAGAGGGGGAGCCUCUCCAUGUGUGCUAAUUUGGGCUUCCUCAUUGCAUGGCAGCUGGGUUGAAGGGUGGUCACCCCAACUGGAAGAGGGAGAUAGAGACAGAGACCACAGAGAGAGGUAUCCUUUUCAUGACCCAGCCUUUCGAGUCACAUAGCACCUCGUGCUCCAUAUUCUUUGUUCCGUGGGACAGGGGCCGUGGCUCUCCUACCACUCCCCACGCCCCCCGGCCCCCCGGCAGAAUCCACCGUGGCCCAAGUCCUGUCUCUCCAGAGAGGAUCUUCCUACGGCAUCCCAAGCUUUAGUGGUGUAUUUGUUAUUUGGGGCUCGGGAAGGUUGAUGCCCCGUAAGCCUUGCAGAGGGGAUAUUUCCCUCUGCCUCUGUCUGACUUGGCGUUCUAACCUGGGAGCCGCUUCUUAGUCGAGCCGGCAUCUUGCCUUGGCCAUGCCGAGCCUGGAAGGGACCUGGAAGCUUUGCUGUCUACACCGAGGGCUGCCAGCUCAGCUGGUGUUAUUUUUACUGGAGCACGGCCUGCUUGGUCAGAAGUCCCAAUUCAGGACAAGCUGGCUUUCUCCCGGCGGCAGCUCUGUGGCACCAGCCCUGGUGGCCGGUUCCCAGACUCUCCUCCUCUUCCCAGAAAGUGGGAGUCAGGGGUCAGGAGGAUCAGAGGGAUUUGGACCCAGCUGCCGAGUUGGCAGUCCCUGCGGAGAAGGAUGUUGUCUUCUGCCUUGGCCCUGCUGUGAAGAGCACUGGGCGUUCUGACCCAGGCUUGGGUUUUAAAUAGCAUGGGCAUCACUCUGCAGGGACUCCCGUGUGUGCAGCCACAGGGGUGAGCGCCCCUUGGCCGGGUGGGGAGGGCACCAUCACAGAGAUGUUGUUCCGAGAUGACAAACAGUAAUAGUCCGAGGCCAUGGUUAUUCGUAGUUCUGACUUCUUAUACGAUAGCUACCACUCACUAAAUAAGGUGAUACCCGUAAAGUGCUCAUCACAGUGGAAGGGCUAUAGUAGGUGUUCAAUAAAAAUUAGCAACCACGACUUUGUGCCAGUACCACGUUAAGCCCUUCCUGCUCAAAGGGACCACAGCCUAGGGCCAGCAGCAGACUCCAGAGCUAGACCACGUGGGCUCAGUGCCCAGCUCACCACUUGUGCAAAUUACUUCUCUGUGCCUCAGUCUCAUCGUAUGUAAAAUGGGCAUAAUUACAGUACCUUCUUCACUAUGCAGAGAUUCAAGGAGUUAAGACACUGACAGCAAGAGCCUGGCAUACAGCUCAAUACUUGCUAGCUGUCCUUGUUAUGUAUCAAUCUGUGCUUUGUUCCUGCCUCUGCCUGGAAUGUUCUUAUUAGGCCCUUCAUAUUGGACAACUUCUGAUCCUGUAGGACUCGGUCUAAAUGACAGCUCCUCAGGAAGGUCUACCAGACCAUCCUAUUAAAUAGACACCCCGACCCCCACUCUCCAAACUGGUCAUUGGUUUAUUGUUUUCAUGCUUAUUUGUUGUGGUUGUCUGCUCUUGUCCUAGGACGUGAGCUCCAAGAGGGCAGCUCAUUUGUCUGCUUUGUUCAUUGUUGUGCCCUCCGUACCUUGCAAGGUGCCUGAACAUAGUAAGUGCUCAAGAAACGUUUGUGGAAUGAAUGAUCCUCACCACAACUCUGCUUAUGUGCUUUGUUCAUUCCACAAAUAUGUAGAAGACACAGUGGGCUACUCAAUAAAAUGCUCAAGGUU
Molecule: messenger RNA, 5175 nt
Organism: Leptonychotes weddellii (Weddell seal)
Lineage: Eukaryota; Metazoa; Chordata; Mammalia; Carnivora; Phocidae
Source: RefSeq, a predicted model, not a curated record